Rhipicephalus microplus (southern cattle tick) is the source of this 6023-nucleotide messenger RNA. Its product is annotated as angiopoietin-1 receptor. Gene Ontology annotation, biological process: multicellular organism development; protein phosphorylation; positive regulation of kinase activity. Gene Ontology annotation, cellular component: plasma membrane; signaling receptor complex. The record is from RefSeq and is a predicted model, not a curated record. Lineage: Eukaryota; Metazoa; Arthropoda; Arachnida; Ixodida; Ixodidae. Gene Ontology annotation, molecular function: transmembrane receptor protein tyrosine kinase activity; protein binding; ATP binding.
ACCGGUUUUGUUUCUGGUUUCGUGAACGUUUACGCGCCGCGCGGAGUGGGACGCCACCCAUGCAACAUGGCGGCGAAACCGGGCAGUAUUCGAAGCGCUCCGAUCUGAGCCGUGCGCGAUGAACACCGAGGCCAUGUGAAAAUCCGGCCCGCACGUGCCCGUUACCCGAUCCCUUCGAAGUCCCGUCCCGCCAGUUCGUGCGCGUCACCUGCCGCCGCUCGAAGACCCAGCGCGCCGCGAAGAAAAAAAAGGUCUCUCCGCUCUUUUGUUUCGCUCGUGACGGAGAGCGAUCGAGUGCGUGCGCCUCCUGCAACGAUCGCUCUUUCGACCGCUGGCACCUUUGUCAACGACGUAUGGAUUACAGGUCGUGAUCUUUUUCCCUUCCCGGUUGAUUGCAGAAGCACGCAGACAUGGAGCGACAUUGGCUUUGGCUUUUUCUCACGUGGCUCCCGGCCUGCAGCUCCCUCAGGGGUCCUCGUAUCGUCUCGUUGGAGAACUCGACAGAGACCACACUGGACAUCAAGUGGACUCCCGUGGCCUCCACGAAUGUCAAUAUGUACACGGUUCGUGCGAGCCCCAUUCAAACGUACAGCCCAAUAUUGGGUCCGAGCCAAGAGUGGAAGUACACGAGUGCUCGCCAGGCGGGCCUCUUGGGCCUCCAUCCUGGCACCCUGUAUAACGUGAGUGUGUGGGCCGACACGUCCGAAGGACCUAGUGAGACCACUUCGAUUGUGGUUUGGACGGAGGUUGGAGAGCCAGACCUGCCACCAACUGUGCAAGUUCUGUCGCGUAAUGACACCCAGAUGGUCGUGCAGCUAUCACCAGGAACAAGUUCUAAAGGUCCUAUCACGGGUUAUCGAAUGAUUGCAUUUGAACGAAGCAGCCUCAUGGCAUUUAGCCCAGAGCGGCUGGCAGGGCAUCGAGAGGCUGCCGAGGCUGGCACGCCAUUCUAUGUGGCAGCUGAACUGGGACCCGAGUGGGAAAACAAGACUUUUGUGUUCGGCGAUGGCCGUUCCUACGGUGGAUUUCUCAACGCCCCGCUGUCGCCUAGCGAGGACUACCUUCCAAUUCAGGGCGUUGCCAGCUCACUCAAUGGGAUAACCAAGUACGCAUACUCUGUGGAGAGCCCAAGCACGGAACGGAUACAGCCACCCAUUAUUGUAAUGGACGAGCGGUCACAAGUGCUGUCCUCGUGGCUCUCUGCUGCUACGGCCCUGGGCGCCUGUCUCCUGCUGGCAUUCAUCGCGGCUUACGUCUUUGCCCGGCGCCACUACAGUCGCCGCAGGCGGCGCACCGAGGAGCUGAUGCUGCGCUCGCACCCAAGCCUGGACCUGAUGGACCCUCUCUUCCAGGAUGAUGUCACUCCCUUCAGUGCGGGUUCAUUGCAACUGGGCGAGGGAGCCGACCUGGGGGCAUUCUACAACCAGCUGCGCUCCAUGCUGCCCAUGGUGCCUCAGUCGCGACUGCUGCUUUCAGACACCAUGCUUGGCCAGGGCCGGUUCGGUCCGGUUCGAGCGGGCCACCUUGUCACGGAUGACAGCCGAAAAGUGCCAGUGAGCGUGCAACGCUGUCCAGCUGAGUGGACACUCCCGGACCAUGAGCGCAGAAGUCUCCUGGCAGACAUUGAGGGCAUGCUUCGCCUCGGCAGUCACCCCAAUGUAGUUCAGUUCAUGGGCGCUUGCGAAGAUGAGCCUGAACUGCUUCAGUUAGCCAUGGAGCAGCCUUCGAGUUCACUGCGUGGCCUCUUGCUGACCAGCCGCCACAGUGCAGAAGGCCGAGUGUCAGCAAUCCCUGAGGAGCGCCUGGUUGACCUCCUAGUCUCAUUGGCGGCAGGCAUGCACCAUUUGUCGUCCAGAGGGGUUCAGCAUGGCCAGCUGUCCACCAGGAGCAUAACCAUGGUCGAACCGUUGGUGCCCAAGAUCAGCUAUUUUGGUCUGGCUCGGUAUAGCCCUCUGGGGAAAAAACUGGACUUCACUCGCUGGUUAGCCCCCGAGACCUUGCGGAACGGAAACCAUACAGAAAAGAGCGAUGUGUGGUCCUUCGCAGUGCUUAUGUGGGAAACGUUCACCUUAGGUGGAAGUCCCUACGUAGAUCUGUCUACGUCAGAGGUGCCUGAGCGUGUGACACGAGGCCUGAGGUUGAAAAGACCACGAGGAGUGUCGAUUCCCCUCUAUCGGCUCAUGCAGCAGUGCUGGCAUCAGCAGGCCAGGGAUCGGCCCACUUUCCAGGAGCUGCGCUGCUCCCUCCAGGCCUUGCAACCGGAUGCCCUCCGGUUCACCUACAGUGCUGGAUAUGCAUACGACAAAUUCAACCCCUUGGCUGACGAAGCAUGACAUGCCAGCUGAGGACACGUACUCCAGCCAUGGCCGCUCGCAAGCGAAUCCCGGUGACCCGGUAGCUACAUUCCAUUGAGCCGCGACGGACAAUUCCUUCAACGCUUGCAAGCGGCAUUGUUAUGAAUCUCAAAAGGGGCACACAAGUUUGAUGAAGUGUUGCACAUAUGAGUGCGAGACGGCGUUCGCCAAGAAGGAAAGGAAGGGAUGGCGACGACGAUGUGUGGUGUUUUAUGGCGCAAGAGCUGGUGAUGGCCAAAGGGUACUGAGAACAGGAAGCAUGAUUGUUGUACUACUAUUUCAGUGUGGCUCGUGUUUAGUCUGUGCGUGUCGUGUACGUACGAGGAAAAGGUGACUACCCCCAAUUUACAUUUACAAGCACAACUCAAUGAAUGAGCGUCACGGGAGAAAAAGGCAUCGCUAUCUUGAAAACAUGGCAAAGUACCAAGUGACACCAAUUCACCUUAUACUAAUACUCCAAUUGUAUGAGGAGUAUUAUUAAAACAACAAUUGUAAAGUUUUCUUGUUAUAUAGAAUAGAGUUCAGCUAAAUCACUGGCAUGCAUGCAAACUCUUCUGAACUUUUUCUAAUGUUUAUAAAUUCGGUUCAGCUCUAUUUGCGAAUGUUGUGUAAAGUUUUUAACACAAAUUGUGCUUGCCAGAAAAAUAUUUUAAACAUAUUGAAGAGUCAGUCUAUGUAAUGAUGCAAAAAUUAGGUGCUGCAUGCCUUUCAUGGUAAUUAACGACACCUUAUACCAUGCUUGCUGUGAGCAACUUUACUUAAAUAAGUUUCUCAAGUACUACGCAAGAUAUGCAGAAGAGAAGUCCCUAAAAAUUGCUGUCUUAAAAACAGUGCUAUGCUGAGUGCUGUUUUUUAUCGACAUAUCUCCCAGAAAGAACUGACCAAAGGAAAUGUUUAAAAUGAGAAAUGCUAGUUUGCCAUGCUUUAUCUCUGCUUGGUCCUCUUACACAGCGUGUCUUUCAAAUAAUAAGUUCUUGAACACCGCAGCAGCCUGUCUUGCACAGCUGUGACAAGAAUCUCAUUGUUUUUUUAGCAAUGUGCUGAGCAUAAGUAGCUUCAAAUUGCCUUUCUGUGAUACCCUUACGUUCUCAUACAAAACAUGCAGUGUGCAUGACUUUUAAAGUUUCCGUCCUUUUUCAUCUGAUCUAUUGUUACAUAUUUUAUUUUAUUUUGUUUAUCUUUAAUGUGUUGGCAACUAAAACAAUGAGCCUGUGUGUACAUUCCAUGUGAAAUAGCGGUUUAAAAUGACUGAAUACAUAUGAAAACAUCAUUUUUAGCAAAUUAGAAUAUUGCCGCAAUUAUCCGUCCUUUAUCAUCUAAUCGAUAGUUACCUAUUUUAUUCCAUUCUGUGUACCUUCAUUGUUAUGGCAACUAAUGUAGUCUCCCAUGUGUGAAUUCCAAGUGAAAUGCGAGCUCGAAGUAGCUGAAUGUGUAUCAUAACUUGUGCAUCAUCUUUAGCAAAAUAAUCAUGCCGCAGCUAUUCAGCAUUACAUACUAAGUGCAGCAUUUCCUAUGCCACGCACUGUGUUUGAGGAGAUAUAAAUUCUGCCUUGCCAUCCAGUGAUACCACUUCAGCGGUAUCGUAGCACUGUGACAUUAAUACAGAACUGAUUCUCUCCUAUGGUAGUGCUUUCUUUGUAAAUUCUGUGCACCGCUAUAAAAGAAAAAAAAAAAACAAGUGUGUUGCCUGCGCCAAUUCUUAGCUACAUUCCUUUGAGCUAUACUAAUGUGACAGCUUGCUUAAUUUACCCGAAUCGGUACAGUACUGGUGCACCUGUACCCAAACCCAAACCGGUACACAAACCAAAUCAAACGUGACAAUUUGCUGGAAUCACCCGAACCGCUGCAGCACAGGUACACUCGGUUUCGCUGACCGUCACUGCCUUACACAGCCGCACCAAUCAAGACGUACCACUUGACGGUACUGUGCAUAGAACUAGCCGCCUUUUCGUCCAUUAUACCUCCGUUUGCUUUGAUGCCUCUUCGAAAAAGCACAAAUGAACAAAGCAGUAGCGCAUAUUUCGUGUCUUAUGUACAAUGCUGCCGGAUUGAAGCGUGACAUCAAGUAUAACAAUGUUGGUAUGUGCGAUUCUCGAGAGGACCGUGUCAUGUCGUUACGAAACUAGCCACCAAGGUGACACCGGCUCUGAUGUAGGUGUGCGGGCCAAUACUAUUAUGAUGGUACACGAUCCGAAAACUAUGGAAACAAAUGUAUGUGUGUUACUCAAGCCUAAAUUGAUACGUUCAUUAAUAUUCGUACGCACUGUACAAGGUUAUCCUCUUUUGUGCGUGACUUAUUAGAAUAGUCUAAUACAUAACAUCAAAAUUGGAACUGCAAUGUCCUUGUUGCAAAAAAAUAGCCUUUAUGUAGAGCGCUUAUUUUAAAAUAUUGAUUCAAGGGUCUUUAUUUUGCAUUAUCUUAGCUGUUUAGAGAAUAUAAAUCGGCUGAGGUUGUGUGCAUUUUUUCUUGCUAUGUACGCUACUAGAGUAAAAAAAAAAGGUUAACACUAAUUAAACACUGUGAAAUUGCAACCCUAGUGAUGGCAUCUUUUAAGUAAUAAAAGCCAAUCUUGGAAGGCCAUGUGAUCGGAUAUCACAAGUUUUGCUAACACUGCAAGCGGUCACAGCAUACUGAAUCAAAUAUGAAUAGCCAUGUUUUGGAGAGUUCUUAUGCAUGAAUGGCAAACACUUUUAACACUGCAAUUGUGAAAUUGCAGUCUAGUUUUUCCAGUGCGAGAAGUUCUCAGUGUAUAUUAUUGUGAGUAAGAGCGAUCUGUAACACUGCAGCUGGUCUGGUAGCAGUGACAACUGUUUAUCAUAGUGUGGUAUAGCAUCUUUGUAUAUCUGAGGCUGUGUGAAGUUUUCCAAGAUGUUCCAAUUAUAUGCAUUUAUACAACAAGUUUUCAAGCUUUCUCAGCACAACUGCAUUUGGACCAUACGUACUUUCAACACAUGUCCCUCCAUGAUUGCUCUUAGAUCUUGCAAACUCCUUUUUUCGUUUGCAGCGGUACUUUGUUGAUAUUUUAUUUGAUAUUGGUAUGGCUGUGUGAUAGUAGAGCUUCCCAGUAAUAUUUACAUCCAAUUAGUACGGGUGUCGCAUAAGCAUGUUCAAUUGCAAUCGAGCCCUGAUCGGUAUCGAAUUUCGCGACAGUGAUUAGCCCUCAUCCGCUCCUGAUUAAUAUAAGCCAAUCGUUGCCAAAACAACCAAUUCGAAUUUGGCCUGAUCGAGUACACUGUGUGAUGCUCGUAUAAGUCCCACUUUUAAAACUGCCCGACCUAUUACAUAGCACGCAAUUGCUGGUAUGGUACGCUCAAUUCUUACAGUUGGUCGCUACUUCGGGCACCGAUUCGUAUCGUGUGUGCAAUAUUCCAUCAAGCCUUUGUGUCCUGUUGUUCUUGUGGUAUGGAGAAUGUCUACUCAAGUUAGUUUAGUUUUUAUCAGCAUCGCUCAUCGCAGCUUGUGUCACCCGCUGUGCGCUGAAGGCACUGCGAGGACCGUUUGGCAAGAUUAUAUGUACGUCCUCUGCGAUGUCGUUCACUGCCUUUGUACAUUUACAAGGUUUUUAUACCGGUGCUUUUAUUUUUACGUUUACCGCUGGAGCUCGUCCUUGCAAUAUGCUCAGACAGACCCGUGUUAUUGAAAUAAAGAUAUACGUCAACUUUUUUUUA